GAGGCUACAUAAGGGCACCCACAGUCUCCCCAUUGUUCACUGGCAUCAUUGUUGGUCUGACCUCCCAGCUGCUCAGCCAUGGCCCCCAAGAAAGCCAAGAAGAGGACGGCAGAGGGAGCCAACUCCAAUGUGUUUUCCAUGUUUGAGCAGGCUCAGAUCCAGGAAUUUAAAGAGGCCUUCACUAUCAUGGACCAGAAUAGGGACGGCUUCAUCGACAAAAAUGAUCUGAGGGACACUUUUGCUGCUCUAGGACGUCUCAAUGUGAAACAGGAAGAGAUUGACGAGAUGCUCAAAGAGGCUCCUGGCCCAAUCAACUUCACUGUCUUCCUUACCAUGUUCGGUGAGAAACUGAAAGGUGCUGAUCCAGAGGAGACCAUCCUCAACGCAUUUAAAGUCUUUGACCCUGAGGGGAAAGGUGUGCUGAGGAAGGAUUAUGUGACACAGAUGCUAACAACACAGGCAGACCGGUUCUCCCCUGAGGAGAUGGAUCAGAUGUUUGCUGCCUUCCCCCCAGAUGUAACAGGGAACCUGGACUACAAGAACCUGGUUCACAUCAUCACCCACGGAGAGGAAAAGGACCAGGAGUAAACCUUUGUGUCAACGUCUUCGUCAAACAGAAAGUCCGUCUAAUGCUCGUCGUACAUGACUUGAAACUGGCCCGCUGCCGUUGAUGGAGAUAUGGACAAUGGUUUAUCAGUGCGUCUUUAUGUUGGCUGCAUUGUCUCUGUUCAGUUCUCAAGAGCACAGGAGGUUAAAACAAAACGUCUUCCAGACCCCAAAAACGCACAGUAUACAGCAUCAACAUAGUGAGCUCCCUUACUGCUUUAUCCAUAAUAUGUUCCCAAACUCAUCUGAGAUCAAUUAAAUUAUUUUUCCUUAUCAUUUUGUACAUUCAAAACCACUUGCCUAUAGUUCUCAUAGCGAGUAUCCAUUUCUUCGGUCUGUGCAUGUUCGUCUAAUAAACGUUUCCAAAGACAGAA
Messenger RNA from Epinephelus moara (kelp grouper), 980 nucleotides. RefSeq names its product myosin, light chain 2a, regulatory, cardiac, slow (gene myl2a). The record is from RefSeq and is a predicted model, not a curated record. Gene Ontology annotation, molecular function: calcium ion binding. Lineage: Eukaryota; Metazoa; Chordata; Actinopteri; Perciformes; Serranidae. Gene Ontology annotation, biological process: heart development; cardiac muscle contraction; muscle cell fate specification. The transcript is spliced from 7 exons. The coding region runs from base 79 to 588 and encodes 169 amino acids. Gene Ontology annotation, cellular component: myofibril; cytoplasm.